UUUUUGUUUUAAAGGUUUUUGCACCUUGUGUGGGUUUUUGUCUAUAAAGAAACAGGGGCUGGGAAAUAUAGAAGAAGAAAAAACAGAGAGAAAAAGAGAGGGAGAACUGUAACGAGGAUGAAUUGGAGCUGGGCGUGAUCGAUCAAUGAAUUUGAACAUCAUUGUAGAAUUCCGAAAGAUCUCUCGAGUUCUAUAAUCCUUGUUGUUUCCGCUGGAUCGCGCAAUUCUGUACAGAAUUCGAGUCCAUUUUUGUUGAUAAAUUCUUGGGAAUUCCGUAUGCUUGUUUGAUUUGGUGAUCGUUGUUGAGAAGCUAAUUGGAUCUUGUUAAACAAAGUCUCUUUUGGGUUUGAUGAGUUCUGAUUACGUUGUAUGCUUGAAAUGGUGUUGAAGAAGAGGAUACGUUAUGGAUUUAAUGGUUUUCGGGUCCCCACUAUACCUAAAGCUCCCAGAUCAGCUCGAAGGAGGGGUCCACUUAAGAAGACAGUUGAUGAUGGUCAAAUAUGCGCAUUUGAAUUGCUGGCAUCUUUAGCUGGCAAGCUGUUGCAAGAGAAUGAAAGCUCUUCUGCCUCCAGCAAUGCAUCUGAAGGAAAUGAUCUACCUUUGAUCAGUGAUGCUGACAUUAAACAAGAACAGAAAGAUGAAAAUAAGCCACUGAUAGCUGAUUGCCAUAAUCAUGGGAGUCACGGAGAGAGUGCUUUUGUCCCUGAGUUGGGUUUGCAAAAGAGGGAUGGAAAGUGCUUUUUGAAGGAAAUGCCGCCGGAUGAAUGCGAUUAUAUUCUGGAACAUGCUUCAGUAACCAGAAAUUCUGAUUUCUCAGAGAAACUCAGCAGUGAUGUGAAGUCUGUUUUUUGCAAACGUGAGACGGCUUCUAAAGAUUUUCGUGGGGUGACAGAGAGAGGUUCUCCCGAUCUUGUGGAGUCUUGUGAUGGCAACAUAGAGAAGGGAUUUGUAAGGCAGCAAGAGGCUGAGAAGUUGGUGGAUGGGUAUAUGACUAUGAAUAAUGCAAAUGGUUCAAAGAAUCCCAUGGAUUUGUGUUUAGAAAUUCCUGCGUUGGUCAAUUCAGGCAGUAAAGUCAAAUUGCCAAUGUGCGUGGAUUCUGUUCCUGAUGCUUCUUUUAUUAGGCAUAAGAAUGGUGUUGAAUUAGUUAGUAGAGAUGAUGAUGAAAAAUUCUUUAGGUGCACUAAACCUAGCACAAAUGUAAAAGCUUUUAGGACUCUAACACGAACUGGUGACCAAAGAAUUAGGAAGUUGCUGACAUCAAAAUACUGGAAAGUAGGUCCAAAAUUGAAGGACUAUGACACUGGAAAAACUGACGGUGGACUAAAGCCUUUUCUGUGUCACAAGAGAAAGAUAUAUCAGAAUCGUGAAAGAUGCCAAUAUAACAGUCUUUACAAGAGGAGGAAAAUUUCUGACUGGAACUCGGUCGUGAUUUCUGAUGGUGGAUUCAGUAGUGAGAGUGUUUCAAAUUCUCCUGAGAAGGGCAUGAACAGGGAGAAGAAUAGAGGAAAUGGAGUAUCACCUGGAGUUAUGGGGCAUCAAGCAACCUUCUGCUCCAAGGAUUCUCAUGUGAAAUUAAGCAUCAAAUCCUUCAGGGUACCAGAGCUUUUCAUUGAAGUCCCAGAGACAGCAACUGUUGGUUCAUUGAAGAGGACAGUUAUGGAGGCAGUGACUUCCAUAUUUGGAGAUGGUUUACGUGUUGGUGUAGUUCUUCGAGGAAAGAACGUUAGAGAUGACAACAGAACCCUCUCACAGACUGGUAUUUCAUGUAAAGACAAUUUGGAUAGUCUGGGUUUCAUAUUGGAGCCUAAUGUGCAAGCUUCUCCUCCUGUAUGUGCAGAUGAUCCAUGUGACACUCCUGAACUUGUGUCUAGGUCCCCAGCAAAUCCUAUUUUUGAUUCAUCUGAUGCCUUACCUAACCCUCCUUCACUGACCAAUUCGGGCAAAAAUGUUGAAUUCAAUAAUGAAUCAGUGAUAUCCCAUGCUGACACAACAGUUAACCAUUCUAGAGCUCUUGUCCCGGUUCCAGCUAUGAAUAUUGAGGCACUUGCUAUGGUCCCUGCAAACCAGAAACCUAGGCGAUCUGAAUUUGCACAGCGUAGAACAAGAAGACCUUUUUCUGUGGCAGAAGUAGAAGCGCUGGUGCACGCUGUUGAGGAACUAGGACCUGGAAGGUGGCGUGAUGUUAAAUUGCUUGCUUUUGAGGAUGCAGACCAUCGAACUUACGUGGACUUGAAGGACAAAUGGAAAACAUUGGUUCACACAGGGGAAAUUGCUCCUCAGCAAAGAAGGGGUGCACCAGUGCCACAGGAGCUGUUGGACAGAGUCUUAGCCGCUCACGCAUAUUGGUCUCAUCAUCAAAUUAAGCAGCCUGGGAAGCCUCAUCCUGGAAUUCUGAACGCUUCAGAAAUUCAUUCUGAUAAGGAUGGAACCCAAGGUAUCCCACUCAUAGUGUAAAAAUUGAAAAAUGUUGACAGGUGCAUAGGAAAAGCCAAUUGUACAAAUCAUUCAAUGUAACAUUCUCCCACUCACAUGAUUGAUUCAUUGCCGCUUUCCUGCUUAGAUAGAGGCUGGCAUUUGUAAAUGACUCGCUGGAAUAAGGUCAUUCUAACAUCUACACAGAAUUGUUUUCCCCUUUCAAUAAGUAGGUUGUCUUUUUUUACUUUCUUUCUUGACACUUGUUUAUUUGAUUCUAAUAAAUGUUAUCUUUUGACUCUGGCA
Molecule: messenger RNA, 2718 nt
Organism: Tripterygium wilfordii
Lineage: Eukaryota; Viridiplantae; Streptophyta; Magnoliopsida; Celastrales; Celastraceae
Product: telomere repeat-binding protein 4-like
Exons: 10
Coding region: 370-2454 (694 amino acids)
Molecular function (GO): protein binding
Source: RefSeq, a predicted model, not a curated record